AUUGGGCGGAACUAUAGUUUCACAUCGCCAUUCGAAGUAGGAUUUGUUUUUCUGUAACACACGCACCAUGGCCGUCGAAGCACUUUGGUUCUAGCUCAUUUGAAGCUAUCUCUUUCUUUCUUUGCUUUGUCGUUGCGUUUGAGCCGGAAUUUAGCUGUGAUGUGAUGUCGGAUAAACGGCAGCGUGCCAGAGUUCAGGGCUCCUGGGCCAAACAAGUGCCAAAACACUCAGGUGCAGCAGGUCCAAAAGUUGCAGUGCCAAACAACCACCAACCUAAAGAUGCUAACACAGCCUCUGGUUCUUGGGGAUUUGGGUCCCAACAAACAUCUAAGAAUUUUGAGUUUCACCAGCCCUCCAAGCCAAUUAGAGAGGUUCCGCAGGAGAAGGUGAUAGAGAAAACAGGUGACUAUGAGAUCAGCCAUGGACCAUCAGGGGUGUCCAGACUGCGGCUGCUGUCUGGGUUUCUUCCCCCAGAAGAGGCUGACUGGAUGUUCAGUAAGCUGCUAGCAGAGCUUCCCUGGUCCCAAAAGACCAACUACAGACAGGGUGAAGCCUACGAGGAGCCCAGGCUGACCUGCUGGUAUGGAGAGCUGCCAUAUACGUACGCUCACUCCACCAUGGCAGCCAACACACAGUGGCAUCCUUUACUGCUAACCCUUCGCCUGGCAGUGGAGCAGGCGAGCGGCUGCAGCUUCAACUCCCUGCUGUGUAACUUGUAUCGCGAUGGCCAUGACAGCAUCGGCUGGCACAGCGACGAUGAAGCCUCCCUGGGUUCUAAACCCGUCAUUGCUUCCCUCAGUCUGGGUGACACCAGAGUGUUCAGCCUUCGCAAGCAGCCUCCACCGGAGGAUAAUGGUGACUACACAUACGUGGAACGGAUUCGGGUUCCUCUGACUCACGGGACACUUCUGCUGAUGGAAGGUGCCACGCAGGACGAUUGGCAGCAUCAAGUGGCUAAAGAGUACCAUGACAGGGGCCCACGCAUCAACUUGACUUUCAGAACUAUCUACCCAGAACCAGAGGGCCACAGGCCGGGAACCAAGAUACGAUUCACAUCCAAGCAACCGUAAAUUCCCCUCAGUCAGGUACCUAAGGCUAAGAAAACUGUGUCCAGUUCUUCUGCAUUUCAGACUUACAGUGCUAGAAGUGAGAUGGAUGAGAGAAAAACAAGACAAACUAAUCAGUGAUGGACAUAAUUUCAUUAAAAAAAACAAAAAACACAGACAAGCUAGACAGAGUGAACAUCAUUAUCCUUCUUAUUGAGCCUUGUACCCAAUUUCAGCUGUGUGAAAAAAGUCUAGUAAUCACAUCAGUGAGUCACACACUACAAUAUGAAUAACAUCAUAAUGCUGUAAUCAUGAGCAGCCGUGAUUCUCGAAUGUCAGUGUUUUCAACAAAACUGAGCAAAAACAAUGGUCCUGUCAUUGGGUUUAAGUCAUGAUACAUCAAAACCCUACAUGUUAUGUUGUAUUUAUUUAUUUGUUCGUGACUGAUAGUUGUUUAUACUCACACAUUUUGAAAAAAGUGUUCGGUCAGUUUCUUAGUGACUAAAGUCUCAGGAUAAAUGUAAUCGUGGUUGGGGAAUGUUUGUAAGAAAUGCCUUUUUUUCUUCACCUUCCAGCAUAUACCUUCGGAUAUCAAAACGCAUGUCCUUAUUCUGAAUAUUGCCCUGGUGAGUUACUUAAAUUUAUUUGAUUUGAUUGGAAUUUUAUAGCAAACUUUCAUGGGACCUACAGUUGUUAUAGGUUGUUUAUCAGUCAUUUGGUCUAAGAAGUACACUACAGUUCAAAAGUUUGGGGUCACUCAGAAAUGUCCUUAUUUUUGAAAGAAAAUAAUUUUUUUGAACUGAGAUAACAUUAAAUUAAUCAAAAAUACAGUCUAGACAUUGUUAAUGUGGUUAAUGGCUGAUUUUUAAUGGAAUAUCUUCAUAGGGUUACAGAGGAACAUUUCCAGCAACCAUCACCAACUGUGUUGUAAUGCUACAUUGUGUUAGCUAAUGGUGUUGAAAGACUAAUUGAUGAUUAAAAAAACCUUUGUGCAAUUAUGUUAGCACAUAAAUAAAAGUGAGUUUUCAUGGAAAACAUGAAAUUGGGUGACCCCAAACUUUUGAACGGUGCUGUACAUGUGUGCAUAUCAAUAAUUCCAUGUCACUGGAAUGUGUCAGACAGUCAAACAUUUAUUGUCAGAGUACUCAGUGUGCAGAAUGUCCCUCUUGAUAUUUAUUUUGGUAAAUUGUCCUCAAAUGUGAAUAAUUUUCAGCCUUGUUUAUCUUGGCGAGCAUCUAGAAAGAACAUAGUUAUUAAAGUGAAGGAACAAGUGAAUCUCUAUGACUGUCCCUUAAAGAGAUAGUUGUUUUUACAAUGUAAAUGAAAGACAAUGAACCAGCACAUUGUCAGUAUCAACCCUUCAAAAUAAAUCACUUAAAAUACUUAUUUGAUUAAAUAAUUUCUGAUUCUGCCACAGUUACAAAAAUAACUGUUUUUUGUUUCAUCUGAAAAAAUGUUGUUACUUAAUAUUAGGUUAAAUGUUUGAAACCUGAACUUUUGAAUUACACCUUGUAUUACACCCACUUUGACAUAUGAGUCCUUCAAGUGUUGUCGCCACUGAUGCCACAGCCUGAGCACCAGUUGUAAAACCUGUCAGUACUUUUCUUUGGUAAAUAAAGAAAUGGAGACAAUUUUUUUGUGACAAA
Molecule: messenger RNA, 2692 nt
Organism: Amphiprion ocellaris (clown anemonefish)
Lineage: Eukaryota; Metazoa; Chordata; Actinopteri; Pomacentridae
Gene: alkbh3
Product: alkB homolog 3, alpha-ketoglutarate dependent dioxygenase
Exons: 10
Coding region: 165-1070 (301 amino acids)
Biological process (GO): DNA repair; DNA alkylation repair
Cellular component (GO): nucleus
Molecular function (GO): dioxygenase activity
Source: RefSeq, a predicted model, not a curated record